AUGACAGAAGACAAUUGUUUCGUUUAUGCUUGCAUUCAGGCUGGAGUAAAUGAAGAAACUAUUGACCACAUGAGAGAAGUCAUUCGUGUUAGAGACUUUCCUCAAAGUAAAGUACAAGAAAUUUCUGACGCAACAGGUAUAUCAUUUAAUGUUACCAUUGGUUAUUUCAAUGAGUCAAGACAUAAUGAAAUAAAGAGAUAUAUACCAAAAGAAUGCGAAACUGUUCGAACUAUUGACUUACUUCUUGUUGAAGACCACUACAUGCUAAAUGAAAGAUUACCAAUGACAACAUACUUCAUUCGAAACUAUAAAGAAAUUCUCAAAGCUUGUGGUGGAAUGAACAUUGAGAAACAGAUGAAGAUUUAUACAAAGAGAGAAGAUAAAUAUGUUGUUCGUUAUGAUAGAACAACACCGUUAUGGGAUGUUAUGAAAACAUUGUGGGAGUGCAAAUAUUUCGAACCUAUUUCUUAUGGAGAACUUUUCACAUAUACUACUGACUUAUAUAAACAGAACCUUGCACCAUUUAAAGAUUUGACAUAUGCUCCAAAGUAUUGUGUACAACUGAAGAAGAAAGCAGAGUCAAAAGAAGUAAAUAAAGCUAAAUGUAAAUUCAUACCUGAGCACGUUUUCUUUGCUGACUUUGAGUGUAGUACGGAUGGCUUUCAUAAAGCUUUUAACAUCUGUUAUGACAGUGAAGAUGGUUCAGUUAGUGAAAGCAUUUGGGGUCAAAACUGUGCAACAGAAUUUUUGGAAAGACUUCCUGACAAGAGUUUAAUAUAUUUCCAUAACCUCAGUUAUGAUAUAAACUUCAUCUUAAGACACAUGACAGA
Trichomonas vaginalis G3 is the source of this 830-nucleotide messenger RNA. RefSeq names its product organellar and viral DNA polymerase type B. The annotation marks the transcript as partial. Gene Ontology annotation, molecular function: nucleic acid binding. The transcript has a single exon. Lineage: Eukaryota; Parabasalia; Trichomonadida; Trichomonadidae. The record is from RefSeq and is a predicted model, not a curated record.